Exophiala xenobiotica is the source of this 2535-nucleotide messenger RNA. RefSeq lists its product as uncharacterized. Bases 1 to 2535 code for a protein of 844 amino acids. Gene Ontology annotation, biological process: transmembrane transport. The record is from RefSeq and is a predicted model, not a curated record. Gene Ontology annotation, molecular function: transmembrane transporter activity. Lineage: Eukaryota; Fungi; Ascomycota; Eurotiomycetes; Chaetothyriales; Herpotrichiellaceae. The transcript is spliced from 4 exons.
AUGAGCCAGCCACAUUCUCCCGAGAAUAUUGCUCGAACUAUCCAGGAGUUAGAACUUCUUCUCGCCGAAGCCGUGCAAAUUGCCGAGACAGCUGGCAUCUCAGAAGGACAACGCAAGUCAGAGAAGGCGAAGCAGGAUAGGCCGAUGAGUCCGACUCGACGACCCAGUGAAGGCCUAGCAAAGAGAGUAAAUACAUACCUUGAAAGAGCAUCUCCCGAGCCGGUUGCUUCGCCACCGACCGAAGAUACAGCUAGACAUGAGCAAGGUAGACGCGCGGGGAGAGAACUUGCUCCAGACGAAGAAGAUGUCGACGAACCUGUUUCGGAUAACCUGCGCUUGGUCCCUCCACAACCAAUUGCGGACCCGCCUGAUGAGAGAAAGACAAAACUGUCCAGAGAUCGAAGAACAUCCGCUCAGACAUCAUCUAGCCGCAAUGGUCGGACUACGAGAUUCCUCGACUUACCUGAGAUACGUUCUCGCAGCAAUUCAAUGCGAGUGCCCGACGGGCAGAGGCCGAGUCUGCGGCCUGCACCAAUAAUACAGCUGAACAAUGUCGAUUUGAACACCGAAGACGCAGAAGAGAAAGAUAGCCUGCUCGGAAGCCGUGGGGAUCUGGAAGUGUCCAAUUCCAAGAUUGACCUCAAUGGAGCCCGGCACGUCGACAUUGAGGAAAAGCCUGACGAUGUAAAUGUCCACAAAACGUGUCACCAUGCACCUGUCGCCCGGAACUGGCCCGACUCUCGAAAGCGCUUUGCAGCACUGGUGAGCUGCAUAAAUACCGCGUGCAUGGGGCUCAUAAUCGGCAUAUACGCUGGAGAAGUCCCUGCUAUCCAGUACGUCGUUGUCGACCUGAACCGUCGAGUGAUAUUUGGAAACGUGUCCCUUUACUGCGGCCUUGUCAUCCCUACUCUGGUGUGUUGGCCCCUACCGCUAUUACAUGGUCGGAAACCGUAUACCAUUGCAGCUCUCAUCCUGGCGCUAUGCUUGCAAAUCCCUCAAGGCAUCAUGGUCAUCUCUUUCAGAUCUCCGGACGUGGAGAGAUACAGGGUGAUCUUGCUCUUGGCCCGCGGGUUGUCAGGAUUCGUCUUCGGAUUCGCCAACAUCAACAAUCUCGGUACCCUCUUGGACGUUUUUGGUGCUUCGCUCCAGAGCAGCAGAUCUCACGAAGGCUUGGCAAGUCCUUAUGAUGUCCGUCGACACGGCGGAGGAAUGGGUGUGUGGCUGGCCAUAUGGUCUUGGUGCACGACUGGGUCCAUCGCUCUGGGGUUCGUUAUCGGAGCAUUCAUCAUAAGCGGAGCUUCGGUGGAUUGGGGUUUCUGGGUGUCACUAAUAUUGUUGAUGGGCGUUCUUUUGCUGAAUGUGAUCGCCCCUGAAGUACGCCGAUCAGCUUUCCGCCGAACCAUUGCAGAGAUAAUUGGUGAAGGGGGAAGUUUCAGCAGAGUCGCCCGCGGGGAAGUCAAGCUGCACCUGACAGGGAACGGGCCUUAUUGGUGGGGUGAGGAGGUCAAAGCAGGUCUCCAGCUCAGCUGGAAAAUGGUGAAACAGCCAGGCUUCCUGAUUCUGUCGAUAUACGCCGCAUGGGUAUAUGCUCAGUUCACCUUGAUUCUGAUGCUGUUGGGAGCACUCACAUCCACUCUCUACCGUUACCGUCCAGUCGACGUCGGACUGUGCGUACUUUCUCUGGUUAUUGGGUCGGCAUUAGCGAUACCAUUUCAGAAAGCUUCGUGGUUCAGCCGCGCUCGAUACUACCCUCCACGGACCGAUAGCAUGACAUUUCAGAAGGCGCUUCCAUGGACUUCCCACACAAUUCGCCGGGCAUUGGUCAUGGUUUUCCUACCUUUGUCGGCUAUCGCAUAUGCCUUGACAUCAAGAGGCCCGUCAUUUCCUGUGGCGGUGCCUUGUGUAUUUGCAGGGUGUGUUGCAUGGGCUUCGGCACUGGCAAUAGGUGAAUGUUACGCUCUGAUGAUGCAGACGUUUGACGUUUCCGACCUUCAGCCAGGAAUGACCGGAAGGCCCGUCCGCAAGUCAGUCGUCAUGCGGUACCGUGAACAAAGAACAAACUUCUCGUCUUAUCCAAGAGUCAGCGCUGGCAUGGCAGUCACCCAGUCUCUGAAAUUCGUGUUCGGGGCUGUCUCGGUCGGUAUCUGUGGUCGCGUGGAGAGAAGAUACGGUGCAAUGCAGGCGGCCUUUAUUGUCGCUGGAGUUCUCUUGACCUUGACAUUGCUGCUCACGGCUGUAUUGGUGCGUUGGAAGAGUGUACAAAUGAUUCCAGGCAAAAGAGGACGUAGCGAUGAAGAAGAAUCCGCGUGGGAACCCGUUGUCCUGGGGCACCCGAGCGGACUAACACGAAAGAUCAGUGUCCUGGAGGCAGGGGACCAAAGCAGGUGGUCGGAAAUUCGCAGAAGGAACAGGGUCUUGAAACGGCUGACCGUCAUGACGUUGGACACAGCAUCGCCCGACCAUUAUCGUCUGGAGACGGGCAAUCUGCAUCGCUUCGCCGCGCCGGCAGUAUCCGUUGAGUGGCAGAAGGAGUGA